Messenger RNA from Anoplopoma fimbria (sablefish), 2559 nucleotides. RefSeq names its product solute carrier family 25 member 36-A. Gene Ontology annotation, molecular function: pyrimidine nucleotide transmembrane transporter activity. The transcript has 7 exons. Gene Ontology annotation, cellular component: mitochondrion. The coding region runs from base 351 to 1286 and encodes 311 amino acids. Lineage: Eukaryota; Metazoa; Chordata; Actinopteri; Perciformes; Anoplopomatidae. Gene Ontology annotation, biological process: pyrimidine nucleotide import into mitochondrion. The record is from RefSeq and is a predicted model, not a curated record.
GAUGAGGCGGCGGAGCUUCCAGAAGGAGGCAAAGGCACGUCAACGUGACCGGAGGAGUGUUUAGCGUCCACGGGGUUCGUUAUCACGGCUGGGACUAGAGCACAAGAAGCAGAAGAAGCAUCACUCCCGAGACGUCCCCCCAAAAAACAAACCCGGAAGCACGUUAGCAUUCGGUUGCUAACGCGAGCUAGCUGCCUUUUUAACCUUCCGUUACAACUCUACGGGGUGGGGGUGGGGGUGUAGUGUGUGGGGGGGGGGGGUGUUGGGGUGUCAUUGCACUCCCGUGUCUGCACUGUACGUGUGUGCGCGCCCCCGUGGACGGUGUUUUUUUAAACCGAAUAUGCUCCACAAUGAGUCAAAGGGACACCUUGGUUCAUCUGUUCGCCGGAGGAUGUGGGGGCACGGUAGGAGCCAUAUUGACCUGUCCGCUGGAAGUCGUGAAGACCCGUCUGCAGUCGUCCUCCAUCACCCUCUAUGUGUCUGAGGUUCAGCUCAGUACGGUCAACGGGGCCAGUGUGGCCCGCAUGUCCCCGCCGGGCCCCCUGCACUGCCUCAAGUUGAUAUUGGAGAAAGAAGGACCUCGUUCUCUCUUCAGGGGCUUGGGGCCAAACUUGGUGGGCGUGGCACCUUCCAGAGCAAUCUACUUUGCUGCCUACUCCACAGCCAAAGAGAAACUGAACGGUGUGUUGGAACCCGACUCCACACAGGUACACAUGGUGUCGGCAGGAAUGGCAGGUUUUACAGCCAUCACAGCAACCAAUCCAAUAUGGCUCAUUAAGACCCGUCUCCAGCUGGACGCCAGGAACCGAGGCGAGCGGCGGUUGAGCGCGUUCGAGUGCAUGCGGCGGGUCUACCAGACGGAUGGGCUGCGAGGGUUCUACCGGGGAAUGUCGGCAUCCUACGCCGGCAUCUCAGAGACUGUGAUCCACUUUGUGAUCUAUGAAAACAUCAAACGGCGCCUCAUGGAGGCCAAGGCGCCGCAGAACAUGGAGGAGGAGGAGGAGACGUCCAAAGACGCCUCAGACUUUAUCGGGAUGAUGCUCGCCGCUGCCACCUCCAAGACCUGUGCCACAUCUAUCGCCUAUCCUCAUGAAGUGAUCCGCACCCGGCUACGCGAGGAGGGCACCAAGUACAACUCCUUCUUCCAGACUCUAACCACGGUGCCCCGGGAGGAGGGCUACCGGGCCCUGUACCGCGGCCUCACCACCCACCUGGUGCGACAGAUCCCCAACACCGCCAUCAUGAUGUGCACCUACGAGCUGGUGGUCUACCUCCUGAGCGGUUAAAGCCUUCUCCCUCUUUUUUUGUUUUGUUUUUUGUUCCCCCCCCCAUGCGUAAGAGAGUGUAUGUAACCCUGACCCACCACCACCACCAUGUUCGGAGACGAAAGAAGAGAAAGAACGAGAGCCCCGCUCGCCAGAAGAUGACGGACACACCACCGUGACCUUUUUGUCCCAGUGACGAACGCUGUUGUUAAAAAUAAGUUGGGAGUUUUGUUGUGGAACCAAAAGGGUCUGGAACAAGGUGGGGGUGGGGGUGGGGCUUGGAGGAGGAACGCAAUGUUCCUCACGUUGGUUUGGGGACCGGGGUUCAACAGUGGCAAAGAAACAGGUUGCCCUAUUUAUAGUUUUAUUCCAUCCCUUUCUCCCUUCGGUUAUACACGAGGCUCCUGGAGGCUCCGGGUGCUGAAGAUAUUGUUACAAUAUAUUCUGCCUCUAAUAAUACUAAUAAUGAGAAGGACAGUAAUUCCAAUCCUUACUACCUAGUGGAUAUAAACAAAACAAAAAACUUUGCAUUCAUGCAUAAGCAUAACUUUUCAGCAAUAUUAUUAGUAGUAUCAGUAUUCCCUGCAUCCAUCAGAGCACCACUAGAGGACCAGAGUACAAAGAGACAAGUAUCUGACGGGGGGAGGCGCUCUCAAGAUAUUGCUGCUGGUUGAGAUGGGAAGGGUGGAGAUUGGGAGGGGGGGGGGUGAGGCGAAUGGGAGCCGUGCCUCGUGUUUAAAUAGUGACGUAGAUGGUGAUGGUGGUGAUGAUGCACGACGGCUGUAGGAGGAAGAGACGCUGCGGUCGGCGUGCCUCAGGACGGAGAGUCGUACACUGGUAUUUGUGUGGUUACAGGUGAACCUCAUUAGAACCUCGUUAACGUAGACACACUCGCUCAACCGAAAGGCUGCCGGCAUCCCAUAAUACGAACGCACGUACAGCUCGUUACACUAAAUACCCUUUGAGAAAGUCUGUAUUAAUGACGUCGGACCUGUUUGUGGAGAGAUCACUAACAUGGAGGGUAAAAAAAAAAACCCCAAAUAAAACUGAUUACAAUCCACGUUUAAACUGCUGGACUGUAAAUAAACAGGAGGAAGUAUAAACACUGACACCCCCCCCCCCCCCACCCCCAUGUCGUGAAUUCCAAAUAAAUGUGAUUAACAAAUUUUAACAAACGGAUAUAAAAAUUCCUACAUAAACGCAGUUCAUUUCUUCAGAGGAGAGAUUUCCCGGUUCAGACCUUACCUUUUUUUUAACGGCGUUGUUCUUAUAGCGCCUUUUUUUUUUUUUUUUU